AUGUCUAAGACCACAUCCGCGGUAGAUAAACCACCCAAAUCUAAAAAAAGUAAAUCCAAGUCCAAAGACUUGGAACCGACCGAGGACGCAAUGGACGUUGACACUCCACCCAAAUCGUCUAAAUCGUCUUCGAAGAAACGCGUGCUGGAAGCUGCUAUGUCUGAAAACGUGGAUACGCCAGAGCCUCCCAAGAAGAAAAAGAAGAAGGACAAGGAGGAGAAGAGUAGCAAGAAAGAUGUGGAAGCUGAGGGCGCAGAUGAAGACGAUUCCCUGAAAAAGAAGGAGAAGAAAGAAAAGAAGGAGAAGAAGAAAAAGAGGAAGGAUGGUGAAGAGUCCAAACCUGAAGUUCCCAUAGAACUUACCACCUCCGGCGAGCCCUCUACGAAUGCUGUAGAGCCAUCUUCAUCUAAAAAGGACAAGAAAAAGUCCAAAAAGACUAAAUCUCGCCAUGAGGACGAAAGUCAAAAGGCAGAGAGUCCUUCUUCCCCUCCUCCUCAGGGAGAGUCAGAGAACACUUCAAAAGAAGCAAUGCACGUAGAUCCUCCAUCUUCUCCCUCCAAACCCAAAAAAUCCAAAGACAAAUCCAAAAGGUCUUCCAAGAAAUCUAGUGACCCUGCAGAGGCGCCCACUGCGACCGAAGAACCCAGUCCAUCCCAACCCGACACUACGUCCGCAUCCGCACCCUCACCGACGAAAAAGAAGGAGAAGAAAUCCAAAUCAGAAAGGAAAGCAGCCCCUUCUUCCUCAUCCAAACCCGACGCCUCUUCCUCCGAAACCUCCAAGCCCAAACCCCCUCCUCGACCCAACACCACGCCCUUCCCCGACCCAUUACAGGACGAGUCUCUCUCCACUCAAGCAUCGAAAGCAUUAGACUAUGCUUUCACCCAAUUCAACGCGCCGUCGGAAUGGAAAUUCAAUAAAGCAAAGCAGAACUGGCUAGUGAGGAACGUAUGGAACGUGGAUUCUGUCCCGGAGGCCCAUUUCCCAGUCACGCUCAAGUAUCUCUCCAAUAUCCAGGGUGGUUCUCGUCAGAAACUCAAGGAAACUUGCUCAUCUAUAAUCAACCCCCCUGUGUCCGCAGCGCCAGCUGUAGCUAUAGACCCGACCGGCCAACCUGUAAAGUCUAUUUUGAAGACGCCAACUACCGCGACCAAUGAAACUGCAAAACCCAAAGCUGGACCACUGAUUGAAGCAUCCCAAGCAGGCGCUCUUAUUGAACCGUCCAAGCCCGCCGUCGACCACAAAAUGGAACGCGCAAAGGCAAUCCUGAAGAUUCUCGGAGAGUCGUAA
Coprinopsis cinerea okayama7#130 is the source of this 1290-nucleotide messenger RNA. RefSeq lists its product as hypothetical. NCBI's taxonomy places the organism in Eukaryota, Fungi, Basidiomycota, Agaricomycetes, Agaricales, Psathyrellaceae. The record is from RefSeq and is a predicted model, not a curated record. The coding region runs from base 1 to 1290 and encodes 429 amino acids. The transcript is spliced from 5 exons.